Messenger RNA from Impatiens glandulifera, 2888 nucleotides. Its product is annotated as BEL1-like homeodomain protein 8. Gene Ontology annotation, molecular function: RNA polymerase II cis-regulatory region sequence-specific DNA binding; DNA-binding transcription factor activity, RNA polymerase II-specific. The transcript has 5 exons. Bases 286 to 2526 code for a protein of 746 amino acids. NCBI's taxonomy places the organism in Eukaryota, Viridiplantae, Streptophyta, Magnoliopsida, Ericales, Balsaminaceae. Gene Ontology annotation, biological process: regulation of transcription by RNA polymerase II. The record is from RefSeq and is a predicted model, not a curated record.
UCUAUUUUCUCUCUCACACACACAAACACACAUAGAUGUAUGUAUAUCCUUUUUCGCGCCUCUUCCAUCCAUCGCCGGAGUAACAAAGCAAGCUCUUAGCUAAAAGAAUUACUACUAUUUAAUUCGUUGAAGGGAGUCUCGCCGGAGAUUCUAGAUCCGAUCGUAGUCGGAGACAAUGAUUUAAGGUUUCUGCUAGCUGCUCAUGAUUAUCGCUAAGUAUCCAUGAAAGAUACAGUUGGAAAGUUCAUGUAAUUUCACAGUGAAUAAGAUAUACAUAUAUACUUCAUGGAUUUGAGUGAUGGAUAUAGGAGUGAUCAUUCACAUGUGGCCCAACAAAGCCGAAGGGAUAAACUGAGACUUCUUCAGCUAAACACAUCCUCUUCGAAUUAUCAAGCGCAUGCCUUCUUGGAGGAACAACAACAACAACAACAACAAUUGUACCUUUCUCAUAACCAGAUGUUGAAUCCAGAUCAUCUCAUGCAAAUUAGAAACAACAAUUCUCAUGAUCAGUACAAUCCAUCAUCUAUUGACUUAUCAUCCCAAAUGGUUAAUUUCGAUGCAAACAACCAAGGAACCGGUAGUUCUUGGAGAAGUUGUGAUUGGAACAAUAUGGUCAACUAUCAAUCUAAUCAGCAGCAACAUACAUUUACUGAUCAUUAUCAUAACGCAAGCCAGAAGACCCAUGAAGGGAUGCAAAUGAAUACCUCCUCUUUCCCUCAAACCGCCCUCCAAGGAGGUGUGACGCUGGCUGUGGCCGGGAAUGAAGCGUUGGAGAUGACCAACUUAUUACCCGUGAACACGGGUAAGGACUAUUUACGUAGUUCUUGGGCAGAUAAUGGUAAUGAACUUGUUCUUCUUCCGAAUUACUCGAACCAGUUAGGUAUUGAUCAAAAUACAUCUUCGGGUGCUUGGAUGGGUAAUAAUAGCCCGGUUGAGGGUUGUCACCAAUGGUCUAAUAAUGUUCAAGGGUUGUCUCUAACACUCUCAUCUGCAUUUGGGGAAGGACCAGCUGAUUUAAGGCCGUUGAAGUCUGAAUUUGCAAGCCCCGGUUCUAAACCAUUUCUUGGCAGUAAUAACUAUAAGGGUAUGGGAAGUAGUAGUAAUAAUAAUAAUAAUAAUGAUAUGGUAGGAAACACAGGUUUUGUACAUCAGCCUAAUUCAACAACCGGUCCUUUGGGGCCCUUCACUGGCUAUGCCACGAUUCUGCGGAGUUCUAAGUUCUUGAAGCCGGCUCAGGUGUUGCUUGAUGAGAUUUGCAAUUCCAUAGGCCAAAAGUCUGUCCAGAAAUGUAAUGUUUCUGAGAUUGCAAAGUCUCCUGUUCGGGAUAUUAAUCGCGACGAGUAUAUGAUUGAAUUUCAAAAGGGAGCUGUUGAUAACGAUGUCUUACAAACAACAUUCUAUGGUUCCAAUGAUCAAAUCAGCGGAGAAGGCGGCUUAAGAGGUGGAUUGAAUGAGAAUUGUAGCCCAGAAUUUCACCAAAAGAAAGCAAAACUGAUGUUUAUGCUUGACGAGGUUUGCAGAAGGUACAAGCAGUAUCAGCAACAGAUGCAGAUGGUGAUUUCCUCUUUUGAAUCUGUAGCCGGUCUAAGCGCAGCCACUCCUUAUAUUAUGUCGGCUCUCAAGACAAUAUCAAGACACUUCAAAUGCCUUAAAAAUGCCAUCUUGGACCAGAUCCAACAAAUCAGGAAGACUUUGGGGGAGGAUUUGUCAUCACCAACUGCUGCCGGCGUUGGCGGCGGCGGCGCCGGCGGCACUAGUACGAGUAGUAAAGGGGCGGAGACAAGCACAUCGAGGUUGAAGUCGUUGAUCUGUAAUGACUUCACCAAACAGAGAGCAGCCAACUUAGGGUUCUUUGAGCCUCAACACCAUGUCUGGAGGCCUCAAAGAGGACUACCCGAACGAGCCGUAGCCAUUCUUCGAGCUUGGCUUUUUGACCAUUUUCUUCAUCCAUACCCGACCGACACAGACAAACAUAUGUUGGCUACACAAACAGGUCUUUCCCGAAACCAGGUGUCAAACUGGUUCAUAAAUGCUAGAGUUCGGGUAUGGAAACCUAUGGUUGAAGAAAUACACAUGCUGGAAACGAAAGGCUUGGGAGAAGCAAAUUCAAGCAACGGUAAGAGCCACGGAAAAGCAAACCCCGAGCCAAUAUGUUUCCCACAGAACGAUGACGAGGCCAUUAAGAACAAACUUGGUAUGAUGGCAACUUCAAGCAAGCAAUUCAGAGGUUUGGGAGUUGGAGUUGGAGAAGGGCAGAGUAAUGUUGUUGGUGGUCAAUGGAACCAGGAAAAGCGAUCAAGGGUCGAGUGCCAAGACCCGUCUUCAUUCAUGGGGUUCAUACCGUACCAGUCUAGCGGGUUCGACAUAGGACCUGGACUCGGGGCGGUGUCACUCACUUUGGGGCUAAGGCAAAGUCCGGAAAGCACCCAGCAUCACCACCACCAUCCGCACCUUCAACCUCAACAACAGCAGCAACAACAAUUGCAACAAUAUGGAAGUCAGAUGAUCCACGAGUUUGUGGGUUAACUAUGAAGAAUAUGAGACAUGAGAAAAUAAAGCAUAUAUAGCCUUUUGAAUGUGUUGUUGUAACCAUUGGAUAAUUUGGCUGGCUAAGGAAAGAUCGAGGAGGAUUAAUUAGUAGUUAGUGAGGUACGUAGGAUAGUAAUUAAGGGGGGACAAGGCUAAGGGUAUACUUACGUUACGUACGGACGUAGAAACCCUUAAUUUAUGGACGUCGGUUGGUUUCCUCUUCUUUUUUUAAAAAAAAAAAUGGUGGAAAUUUAAUAUUUAUGGAACUUACUUGAUGGUUAAAUGUAAUAUCUGAAUAUGGAAAACAACAUAACAUGCAUGCAUCAGAUUUUUGUUUGGGAACUUAAUUGUUUGAUUAC